UGACAGGACUUGGAAGGAUGCAGAGAGCGAGGGGACCUUAGGUUGAUGUGGUAACAAGCUACUUAUGAGGAGUGUCUGCUAUCUCAGCAGGGGACAAUGUCACAAUGCCACAGCAGCACUCGGAGCUUCAGGCCUAUUCAGUACCGCUCAUUCAGCCAGACCUGCGCAGGGAGGAGGCAAUUCAUCAAAUUACAGACACCCUGCAACAUUUGCAGAGUGUAGCUAACGACAUAUUUGACAGAGUCCUGCAGCGGGUAGAAACAAACCGAGCUCAGCUUCAGGGGAUCAAUAACCGGCUGACCUUAGCACAGGCUAAAAUAGAGCGGAUUAAAGGCAGCAAGAAAGCAAUAAAGGUCUUCUCCAGUGCUAAAUAUCCUGCUCCUGAGAAACUUCACGACUACUGUUCCAUCUUUGCUGGUGCACAAAACUUAUGGUCAGAAAAGAAAACGCGGCACAAAAUUCAAAGCAAACACCGCACACUGGAUGAGCAGGCUCUGUUUGAGAAGCUAAAAUAUUUUCCAGUGUGCGUGAAUUCAAAAGGGCACGAUGAAGGGUGUGCAGAGGAAGGGCUGGGUAGCCUCCCCCGAAACAUCAAUUCUGUUAGCUCUUUGUUGCUUUUCAACACAACAGAAAAUCUUUAUAGAAAAUAUGUUUUUCUGGACCCAUUAGCUGGGGUUGUGACACGCACAAACGCUGCAUUUGAGGGAGAUGAGGAGGAGAAACCCUUUGAUGCUCCCCUCUCCAUCACCAAGAGGGAGCAGUUGGAGAGACAGACAGCAGAAAACUACUUCUAUGUGCCAGAUCUUGGACAAGUCCCUGAGAUAGAUGUCCCCUACUCCCUACCAGACCUCCCAGGGGUGGCUGAUGACCUCAUGUACAGUGCUGAUCUGGGACCAGGGAUUGCUCCUUCAGCCCUAGCUGCUGUUAUUCCAGAACUUCCAACAUUCAGCAUCGAGGAGAAUGCAGACAUCUCUAGGAUAGAUUUUCAGGAUGGUAAACAGAUACCACCACCAGGGUGCUUAGAAGGAAGUUGUUUAGGUGGGGAGUUAUAA
Messenger RNA from Bombina bombina (fire-bellied toad), 1052 nucleotides. Its product is annotated as WASH complex subunit 1-like. Gene Ontology annotation, biological process: endocytic recycling; Arp2/3 complex-mediated actin nucleation; exocytosis. The record is from RefSeq and is a predicted model, not a curated record. Gene Ontology annotation, cellular component: recycling endosome; early endosome; WASH complex. Gene Ontology annotation, molecular function: alpha-tubulin binding; gamma-tubulin binding. NCBI's taxonomy places the organism in Eukaryota, Metazoa, Chordata, Amphibia, Anura, Bombinatoridae. The transcript has a single exon. Bases 105 to 1052 code for a protein of 315 amino acids.